AUUCCUCCAUAAACCUACCUGCAAACCACGGACUUUGCAUACAUAGAUACAUACAUAAAUACAAUCCUAAGGUCUCCUCCAAACCUCUUACUAAGUUAGGACACUCCUCAUUCUUAUCGAGUCUUCUUGGUUAACUGUUCCUUCUCGGCGUCUUGAUUCGUCGCAUAGCUAGCAUGACCAACAUCCUCGACCGAGACUACAGUCAGUUCAAGAUUUCCCUCGGCGUUCCCAGCUCGGUGAGCAAGUACGGCGCGAAAUGGCGCCUGGCGUUUGUGCACAUCUACUGCUCGAGAGCCUUCCUGUCCAAAUGCAAGCAUCCUCACUCAAUGCUCCCCAAGGCCGUCCCGGUCAAAUGCCCCUCCUUCACCGCCCUCUCCAUCAAAGGAAACGACCUCCCUAACACCUCCACCUUCAACGUCGACACGGCAGAGCUCACCAGUCUCGUGAAGGAAAGAAACCUUAAGGGGAUCCAUAAACUUGGUGGAGUUGAAGCCGUGGCCUUGGCCCUUGAAACUGACAUUUCUGCCGGAAUCAGUGGAGACCCCGAGGAUGUUUCUCGGAGACAGAGAGCAUUCAGCUUCAACACUUACAAGAGGCCUCCGUCUAAAAGCCUCUUCCAUUUUGUGGUGGAGGCGUUCAAGGACCUGACUAUACUGAUCCUCUUGGGCUGCGCAGCCAUGUCCCUCGGGUUCGGGAUUAAAGAGCACGGAAUCAGCGAUGGGUGGUACGAUGGCGGAAGUAUCUUUGUGGCCGUAUUUCUAGUAAUUGCGGUAUCUUCCCUCAGCAACUUUAGGCAGAGCAGGCAAUUCGAGAAGCUCUCAAGGGUCAGUGGCAAUAUCCAGGUCGAGGUUGUUAGGAACUCUCGGCGCCAGCAGGUUUCGAUAUUUGAGAUCGUUGUUGGUGACAUAGUUUGCUUGAAGAUUGGAGAUCAGGUUCCAGCAGAUGGGUUGUUCCUGGAUGGCCAUUCGUUAUGGGUGGAUGAAUCGAGCAUGACUGGGGAGAGUGAUCAUGUGGAGGUGAACCUGAGCUCGAAUCCAUUCCUUGUGUCGGGUACGAAGGUUGCUGAUGGCUAUGCCAGGAUGAUUGUCACGUCCGUAGGGAUGAACACAAUGUGGGGCGAGAUGAUGAGUUCAAUAAAUCGUGAUGAGACCGAGCAGACCCCAUUGCAGGCUCGGCUGAACAAGCUCACAUCAUCAAUCGGGAAAGUUGGCCUUGCGGUUGCUUUCCUGGUUCUCGUUGUCCUCUUGGUUCGGUACUUCACAGGAACUACAAAAGAUGAAAAUGGGAAUCCAGAGUUUGUAAGCGGGGUUUCCACAACUGAUGACAUAGUGAAUGGCGUAGUAGGGAUUGUGGCAGCAGCAGUGACGAUCAUCGUGGUUGCUAUCCCCGAAGGCCUACCACUGGCCGUCACGCUCACGCUGGCCUAUUCAAUGAAGAGGAUGAUGGCUGAUCAGGCGAUGGUGAGGAAGCUCUCUGCUUGCGAGACCAUGGGGUCUGCCACGACGAUCUGCACUGAUAAAACAGGCACCCUCACCCUGAACCAGAUGAAGGUCACAAAGUUCUGGGUCGGGGAUGAUUCUGUCACUGAUACUGGGUACGCCUCAGUUUCUAAGAGCAUUCUCGAUUUGUUCCGGAAAGGAGUUGCUUUGAACACAACAGGCAGCGUGUUUCGGGCUUCUUCUGGAACGGAGUUCGAGUUCUCAGGCAGUCCGACCGAGAAGGCUAUACUGUCCUGGGCAGUCCUUGAGUUGAACAUGGACAUGGAAAAGGAGAGGCAGAAAAAUACAAUUCUCCAAGUGGAGGCAUUCAAUUCACAGAAGAAGCGGAGCGGGGUCCUGCUGCGGAGCAAGGCUGAUGGUUCCAUUCAUAUACACUGGAAAGGAGCUGCAGAGAUGGUCCUGUCAAUGUGUUCUAGCUACCAUGAUGCAUCAGGAACUUUGAGAAAUUUGGAUGGUGACGGGACGAGGAAGAUCGAGAAUGUCAUACGGGGCAUGGCUGCGAUGAGCCUAAGGUGCAUCGCCUUUGCUCACAAAGAAACCUCAGAGGCACAACUGAAAGAAGAUGGAUUGACAUUACUUGGACUCAUCGGAAUUAAGGAUCCGUGCCGUCCUGGGGUGAAGGGGGCGGUUGAGGCUUGCCAGGAAGCUGGAGUUACCAUCAAGAUGAUUACCGGCGACAAUGUGUUCACAGCUAAGGCCAUCGCAACAGAGUGCGGGAUACUCAGACCCGGUCAGGAUGAGUCUACUGGAGCCGUUUUAGAGGGGCUUGAAUUCCGGAACUAUACCCCGGAAGAGAGGCUUGCGAAAGUUGAAAAGAUCCGGGUGAUGGCAAGAUCAUCCCCUUUCGAUAAACUUCUCAUGGUGCAAUGCUUGAAGCAAAAGGGCCACGUGGUGGCGGUCACGGGAGAUGGGACAAACGAUGCGCCGGCAUUGAAAGAAGCCGAUAUCGGGCUUUCCAUGGGGAUUCAAGGCACUGAGGUUGCCAAGGAGAGUUCAGACAUCGUCAUACUGGAUGAUAAUUUUGGCUCCGUGGCGACCGUCCUUAGGUGGGGAAGAUGUGUGUACAACAACAUCCAGAAGUUCAUCCAGUUCCAGCUGACGGUAAAUGUAGCCGCCCUCGUGGUCAACUUCGUAGCGGCCGUUUCCUCAGGCGACGUCCCGCUGACAGCAGUUCAGCUGCUGUGGGUAAACUUGAUCAUGGAUACUCUGGGUGCCCUGGCCCUGGCCACAGAGCGUCCCACUAGGGAGCUGAUGGAGAAGCCACCAGUGGGCCGAACCGCGCCGCUGAUAACCAACAUCAUGUGGCGUAACAUUGCAGCCCAGGCAGCCUACCAAAUCGCAGUCCUCCUGACCCUCCAAUUCAGGGGGGAGUCGAUCUUCAGCGUCUCCACAGAGGUAAACCGGACCUUGAUAUUCAAUGCAUUCGUGCUCUGCCAGGUGUUUAACGAGUUCAACGCAAGGAAGCUUGAGAAUAAGAACGUUUUCGAGGGCAUCCACCGGAAUAAGCUAUUCAUAGGGAUCAUAUUCAUCACUAUUGUUCUGCAAGCUGUGAUGGUAGAAUUCCUCAAGAAGUUCGCAGACACGGAGAGGUUAACGUGGGGCCAGUGGGGAGUGUGCAUCGGCAUAGGUGUCAUAUCUUGGCCUAUCGGAUUCAUCGUUAAGUUCAUUCCGGUUCCUGAGAGACCGAUAGGCAGCUACCUGAAGCUACUGAGGAAGAAGUUCGUGUCCAAAAAUGGUGCCAUUUGAUAAGAAAAACUGCACCAUUCAUGUCCGUAGCAUUCAUUCUUCUUGUUUUUUUUUUACCAUAAAUUUUUGAGUAGUUAGAGGAACAUUUAUUUGAUUUGUUUAUCCGAUUCUUCAUGUAAUUAAUGUUCAUAUCAAUAAAUAAUGAGCUCUAAUUUCA
Molecule: messenger RNA, 3402 nt
Organism: Punica granatum (pomegranate)
Lineage: Eukaryota; Viridiplantae; Streptophyta; Magnoliopsida; Myrtales; Lythraceae
Source: RefSeq, a predicted model, not a curated record